Molecule: messenger RNA, 231 nt
Organism: Durusdinium trenchii
Lineage: Eukaryota; Dinophyceae; Suessiales; Symbiodiniaceae
Source: the annotation of a GenBank genome assembly
GCAAUCGUAUUGCUGGAGAAUGUUGCCAGCAAAGCUACCGAGCGCGUGCUCGCAGCAGAACUCGGCAAGCUUUCCUAUGCUGCGCAGGGCCUCUUCAUUAACAGCUCAAGCUUUGGAGCAAACCAUGAGCAGGAGAUUGUGGAUAGCAUGGCCUCGGGCAUGACAUGGCCCAAGUGUUUUGGGAAGCAUCAAGAAGCAAAGAGAUUUCUCACAGACAAGCUCAACCGCACG